Molecule: messenger RNA, 2987 nt
Organism: Entelurus aequoreus (snake pipefish)
Lineage: Eukaryota; Metazoa; Chordata; Actinopteri; Syngnathiformes; Syngnathidae
Gene: rprd1b
Product: regulation of nuclear pre-mRNA domain containing 1B
Exons: 7
Coding region: 594-1619 (341 amino acids)
Biological process (GO): mRNA 3'-end processing
Cellular component (GO): RNA polymerase II, holoenzyme
Molecular function (GO): RNA polymerase II complex binding
Source: RefSeq, a predicted model, not a curated record
CUACUACGCGACGCACAUGUUGGGGUGAAAGUGCGAACUGCCAUUUUUUUUUUUUAUAUCCUGGAGAAUUCUUCCUGACUAGGUAGGCAAGCGAAACCCAAACUCUGAGUCGUUCCACCGUCGCUAUAACCGUUUUAUUGCCGCAUCGAUCGCACCGAGCAGGUAUUCCACUCAUCUGUUAUAGAAAGCCGAGCAUUUUAAAGUCUGGCUAGAGCGCAUGCUGGCUAGUAGUAUGCGGUUAGCCGACUUAGCCGCCGCCAGCUAACGUUAGCUGUGGCUGUAAACAAACACUUUAACUAUCCAACGAGCAGUUGCUCUUCAACCAACUCAAAACGCUGCAGGUUUGUUAAUAUAGUUGCAUGGUUCCCUUGGUUUAACGGCUAAACUAGCGCUAUAACGCUGCUUUGUUUGGAGUCGGCAGCGGGAAGACGCUUUUUUUUUUUUUUUUUUUGCAAAAUCCUGCUUAAAGUAAACGUUUGACUUUUGAUGACAGCGCCAGUUGUCCACAACUAGCUCGGAGCUCAGUCGGUUUUGAGCCGAGGGGUCGUGGUGGGUCCGCUGCUCCCAAAGGACGCGCAGAGCAUCGCACCGACAUGUCGUCUUUCUCCGAGGCGGCCCUGGAGAAGAAGCUGACGGAGCUGAGCAGCUCGCAGCAGAGCGUCCAGACUCUGUCACUGUGGAUCAUCCACCACCGCAAACACUCGGGGCUCAUCGUCAAAGUGUGGCACAGAGAGCUAAAAAAAGCUAAAACCAGCAGGAAGCUGACGUUCCUCUACCUGGCCAAUGAUGUUAUCCAAAACAGCAAGAAGAAAGGACCCGAAUUCACAAAAGACUUUGAGACCGUACUCGUGGAUGCCUGCUCGCAUGUUGCCAGUGAAGUAGAAGAGAACUGUAAAAAGCACAUGGAGAGACUCCUGAACAUCUGGAAGGAGCGCAGCCUAUACAGAGCCGACUUCAUUCAGCAGCUGAAACUGGCCAUAGAAGACUCCCACAGCCCCAGACCUACAGUAGAGGAAAAAAAACCUGUGAAGCGAACCUAUCAAAAGAUCCAGCAGCAGCAGCAGCAGCAGCAGGAGCUGCAGCAGCAGGAGGAAGAAGAGGACGACGACGACGACUACAGAAGCCACGGCUCUCCUCACAUCACAGACACCGCCGCAGCUCAACUUACAGAAGAACUGGUGAAAGCGCUUCAGGACUUGGAGAACGCGGCAUCGGGAGACGCGGCUGUUAGACAGAAAAUUGCCUCGUUGCCACAGGAAGUCCAAGAUGUCUCGUUGCUGGAGAAAAUCACUGACAAGGAGGCUGCUGACAAGCUGUCCAAGACGGUGGAUGAAGCGUGUCUACUCUUGGCCGAGUACAACGGCCGACUGGCUGCAGAGCUGGAGGACCGCAGGCAGCUGGCGCGCAUGCUGACCGACUACAUCGGCAGCCAGAAAGAGGCGCUGAUGGACAGAGAGAAUAAACUAGAGGAGUACAAGCAGAAGCUAGCCAGAGUGACCCGGGUGAGAAAGGAGCUCAAGUCCCACAUCCAGAGUCUGCCCGACCUCUCCCUCCUACCCAACGUGACCGGCGGUCUGGCCCCGCUGCCCUCGGCCGGCGACCUCUUCUCCACCGACUGAAUAAUGGAGCUCAGACAAGCUAACCCGCCACAUCCUCACACACACACACACGCAACAACCGACCAACAUACACCCUCAGCCCGAGUAUUGCAGGGUGUGUCCUGAUGAGGUCACAUGUCCCAGCAGCACCCCCUGCAGGACAAAGUAGUGGUGGGAGGAUGAGGGGUUUGUGGAGGGGAUAAUACCAUUCGGUUUGGUGACAUCGCAGCACUCUCUAGAGGAGAACAGAGACUAUGUCAGCCUGGAUUUUCUCGCUUAGAUUUCCCUUCACCAUGUUUGGCGAAGUUAGUUUCUUCUUUGAUUUUAUUUGCUGUUUUUUUAUGCUUGCCAGGAGUGGUUAAGAGGGCGAUGUGGCUUUCAGUCUGCUCUCUACAUUACCUGGAUUUGCAAUGCGCCACAAGGCUACACUGUGAUGAGAAUGUACCAUUCAUUAGUUGUGUGUGUGGGUGUGGGUGUGUGUGUCUUUUAAAAAAAACAGUUCAUGUGGUGACUAGCAAGAUUUGGCAGAUUUAAGCAAACAGACAAGAAUAUUUUUGUAAAGCUUAAAGACACUUUCAUUUGGAAACGGAUGCUUGGGGGAAAAAAAGUGUAGGUUAAUUAUCAUUGCUAAAAAAUGUUACAAAAAACAGGCCAUUAUUUGUUCGAAACUGAAACUUUCACAUGAAGGCAAAAAAUCUCAGUUUUAAUGUGUACGGUAGUUAAUUGAUAAAAUACACUCACAAAUUAUGAGUCUUGAUUUGUGUGCACUACGAAUAAUUGACCGGAGCCACGCUAAACAAUCACAUUAUGAUCAUUAUUAUUAAUAAUAUGGUAAGUAUUGCCCAGCUCUAUUGCAUACCCAGAUAUCACAAAUCAGUCAGCUAGCUACAAAGUGUUGCAAAUGUCAUUUCUUGGUUGAUUUCAUCAGCAGGCAUUUGUGUAACAUUGUUACCAGUUGUCUGCACACAGAGCUGUUGGAUGUUCAAAGUUUGUUUUGGCAAAAUUUAGGUAAUAUAAAUGACAUCGAGCAACAGUCUGUAACCAGAAACAUGUCGUUUUCACAAUGUUUGCUAAACCAAAAGGUGGUGUUUGUAGUUUUUUUUUUUCUUUCUUCAAUCCAGUCACUGGUGGGGCGCCAAAGCACAACAAUCCAUGCAAAGGUGCAUACAGCCAUUGGAAGGAUAGAAGUAUUUCAUCAAGUCUGACCUGCGUGUGUCACUCUAGAUUAUUAGUUUACAUACAUCUGUUCUGCCCCUCCUCCCCUUGCUGUGUGCAGUUUGUAUUUAUCUCUGGAUAACCACACUUGUACAACCUGGAGUCUACCAGUAGGGUAGUUUUAUUUCUGUAAUGAAAGUGAUUCAAUGGAUGCCAAUAAACUGGGAUCAUUGA